UUUAGAUGAGACGGGCAUUGCCAUUGUCAUUGGCAUUGCUUUAUUACGUAGAUGAUAGUAAAUAGAUUGAUUGGCCAUUGCCAGUAUAGGUUAUCACUAUGAUUUAUUAUAUGUAUGAUCUUUGUAUUGUACUAUGUACAAUUCAACUUAGAGUUCAACAUGUUCUGUGUAGAAUGGAGGAAGCACCAUGUGGACGCUGCAACUCACGGUGCCGGACCAGCCUUUCUACUGCCACGCUGUUCGGCAUCUACUUCCAGCCUUCUUUUGUUGUUGCAGCGAUCGUACCAUGCAAUGUGAGAUUGGCAUUCAAUGAGCUCAUCGGAGACACCGUGACCUUCGACGCUCUUGGGGGCCCAUACACUAUGCAGGUCGAGAAGGGGCGAAAGAUAACCCAGAUAGGAGGAGAUGAUUGGGAUCGUUUCAUUGCCCGCAUGCGUCUUAGUGGGGGUGAAUUGAUCAGCUUCUCCUUCAGAAGAGAUAGGCCCAGGAUUUCUGUUAUCUAUCUAAAUUUGAUUCCGGAUAGUGAGGAUGAAGUUCAUGAGGAGGAAGAUGGUGUGAUUCAGAUGAUGACGAUUCAGAUGAUGAUGAGAACCCACUUGUUGAAUACCUGUAUGCCUAAGGACUCAGACUGGGCGACGAGGAAAUCGGCAAUCUCUGGGACAUGCUUCCGCUACGUGAAGACUACCUAGGGAAGCCAUUCGUGACCCGCCUCACAAGGACGAAUGUUAAACGACAUAUCAUGGUAUGUUACUUAGUGUGGUAAUUACAUGAUAUGCAUGCUUAGUUAGUGUAGUAGUUCAUAUGAUAUGCAUGUUGUAGUACUGUGAUGAGAGGCCUAGUUUAGAAUUCAUUUAGUGAAGAAUUUUAUGACAUGCAUGUAGUGUAGUAAUAUGCGAUGAUAUGCUUAGUGUACGCAGUAAUCUAAUGAUAUGCCUAAUUACUGUAGUAAUUUGAUGCUUGGCGUAUAGUGUAGUGAUGUGAUGAUAUAUAUGCUCAGUGUUGAAUCCAAUGAUAUAUGUGUCUUGAAGUGUAUGCUUUGUUGAUAAUUGCACGUGACAUGAUCAUAUAUCAUGUCAACUGU
Molecule: messenger RNA, 1081 nt
Organism: Aegilops tauschii subsp. strangulata
Lineage: Eukaryota; Viridiplantae; Streptophyta; Magnoliopsida; Poales; Poaceae
Source: RefSeq, a predicted model, not a curated record